This is a messenger RNA of Macrosiphum euphorbiae (potato aphid), 357 nucleotides long. Lineage: Eukaryota; Metazoa; Arthropoda; Insecta; Hemiptera; Aphididae. The record is from the annotation of a GenBank genome assembly.
AUGACUGAACUAAUGAAUAAAAUUAUUUGUAGUAGCCUAACGCACUACGUAAAUGAAAAUCAAAAACAAUGGUCCUUAUACUAUAAAAUGGUAGUUUUUGCAUAUAAUACUUGUCCUAGCUCAAGACUAAAAGUCAGCCCAUUUUAUUUACUACAUGGCAUGGAAGCUAAUCAACCAUUGGACAACAAAUUAAUGUCUGGAGAAAAAGAAACAUUUAAUCUUACAAAAUCUCUAAAACAAUUACAGAUAAUUAGAGAAACUAUACCAGGAAUAAUAAAAACGAACAAUCAAUCCAGAAAAAGUUAUACGAUCAAAAACACAAAGACAUUAACUUCAAACCAGGACAGAAGGUAUUAA